This is a messenger RNA of Zootermopsis nevadensis, 4142 nucleotides long. RefSeq names its product CBFA2/RUNX1 partner transcriptional co-repressor nervy (gene nvy). Gene Ontology annotation, cellular component: nucleus. Gene Ontology annotation, biological process: DNA-templated transcription; negative regulation of DNA-templated transcription. Lineage: Eukaryota; Metazoa; Arthropoda; Insecta; Blattodea; Termopsidae. The record is from RefSeq and is a predicted model, not a curated record. Gene Ontology annotation, molecular function: transcription corepressor activity.
UUGCGGUAGCUUCGGUGUGGCUUGUUGGGCGGGACUUAUAUUGCAAACAAAGUAGUCUGUCGCUUAUCGUCAAACGUGGCAGUAUAACCAGUAGUCGCAGUAAUAGGUUUAGUUCAUGUUGUCAUUACAUAGCGUGUGAACAUAAUCGUGAUUGUUACGUAAAUAUUUACUGAAGAACAUUUUCAGUUUGAAGAAAUAACCAUCUCCUGAUUGAGUACUGGAACUGCCUCCGUUAACUAGCAAGCAGUAGAUGGAACCGAAGUUGAUCAAAGAGGAAGUUCCUGACCGUGACACUGGUUCUUCCAGCUGCAGCAGCAACAGCAAGGAGCCCCCCCGGGGUGGUCGCCAGCCCACACCACCGGCGCACUCCGAGGGAGGUGGGGGUCAUGCUACCAGAACGCCCAGAUCAAAAGGAGCCACGAAGGAGCGGGUGAAGACGCCAGACAGUCCAGAGGGCGCUCACCUAAUUCUGUCGUCUGCGGGCGGUAACUCCAACUCGACUAGUCCCACCACUGCCGCCAUUUCAAGCAGCACCACGACGCUGAGAUACGCCACUCAGAGUGGCCUGACUACGGCGCUACAGAAUGGCGCCAAUGGUCAAUCAGUCAGCACCGGAAAUGUGUCACCUGUGUUGAACGGAAGUGGCGCCAGUGGAGGCAGCCUGAGCCCACCGCUGCCUCCAUCUGCAGCCCUGUCACUGUCGCUGCUGGACUCCCAUGUCCAUGGCACGAGCAACAGCGGACGCACUCUGGGCAAGAUGAAACGCUUCCUGAGCACCUUGGUCCAGUUCGGCAAUGACAUCGCUCCUGAUACCGGCGACAGGGUCCGCGCUCUCGUCUUCAGCCUAGUCAGUAACAGCAUAACGAUUGAAGAGUUCCAUCACUCGCUGCAAGACGUUACGAACUUUCCGCUUCGCCCAUUCGUGGUCCCGUUUCUCAGGGCUCAUCUGCCUCUCCUCCAGCGCGAACUCAACAACCUCGCACGGCUAGCCAAGCAGUCGCCUCAGCAGUAUUUGCGACACCACGAACACGUGGUGCUGGACCCGGCUUUCUCUCCAAGCGAACCAUCCGAGAUCUUCCACUCCGACGUCACAGAGAACGGCAAACGCCGCGCUUCCGACAGCUAUUACGAAAACGGACUUGCUGGCUCGGCCGAGACGUGUUCUGGCGAAUAUCUUCCGACCCCUAAGCGCCACCACCCACACAGCAGCAGUAGCCACCUCCUGUUACAGCAUGGUGGAGGUCUCCUGUUCUCCCCUGGAGCCGGUGCUGGAGGAUCGGCGGCGUCCUCUCACCCCCACGUACCUCCACCUCCACAUCUGCAUCCUUCUACCGAUUAUCCGCAACAGUACGGGUAUGUCCCGUAUCCAGGCGCUGCCCACUGCAACCCUCGAGAAUCCAACGCUGACCUCCUCGCGGACAGGAGGCACGGCGACGAAGAGUGGAAGAAUAUACACGUGAUGCUGAAUUGUAUCUUAAGUAUGGUGGAGAAAACAAAGCGCGCACUAGCCAUCUUGCAACAUCGUGGUGCUGGUUCAGUAGAAAACGGCGCUGCUGGCAGUGGCAAUUCAGCGAAUGAUUGGUUACGAAGGUCGGCGCCGACAGAUGCCAGUGAAGCCAGAGACAUCAAGCGGACAGCAGGGGAAAUCAUGGCACAAACUAUCAGGGUUACAGAAGACAGAGUCGCAGAAGUUAAGAGAAGAGCGGAGGAAGCAGUGAAUGAAGUGAAGCGACAAGCAGUCGCAGAACUGCAGAGGGCCGUUGCAGCUGCUGAAAGUAAAGCGUGCGAACUUGUCGCGACGGAACGAGCCAAGAUGGAGAAAUUGCUGCUGGAAGCACGAAAGCAGGCGGCUGAAGAAGCUCUGGCAGCAGUUGUUGUAGCAAAUCAACAGCAGCAGCAAGCUGAAAGCAGUGAGGCGACAAACUCGCUUCCAGCCCCUUCUCAACAGAAUACUUGCUGGAACUGUGGUAGAAAAGCAAAUGAAACUUGCAGCGGUUGUAACAUGGCACGAUAUUGUGGAGCUUUCUGUCAACAUAAAGAUUGGGAGAAUCAUCACCAAGUAUGUUGUGGCCGAUCAACAAACCCGACUUCUGCGGCUGACAAGAAUGCGCCUACGCGUUCAGCCAGUAGUUCACGUUCUGGAACACCUGUAACAGCGUCGUCUUCAACGAAUGCGACAGUUGGAGCUGGCGAGGCUCGCGCCAAAAAGUGACGAUCUGCCCGUCCCCGUCAUCGACUUCAGCGUCAACGCAUUUCAACUGGAAAAUGCAAAAAAUAAGGCUGUAGUUGCAUUGGGUUACAUGAAAAUAUGUAUAUGGCUGCAUAAUUUUUAUGCAUUUGAAGAAGCUGAACAUAUCUUGUGAUUUACAAUUCCUUCCGACAAUAGCACGCGUUCCCCUGUCUGGCACGUAGGUUUAAACUCGGCACGAGGACAUUCUUUACCGAAACAGACGGUCGGUAUCAAAGCAGCAGUUUUAAGACGUGACUAGAACAGUCAUUUGUCGUUAACAUUUGAGUUUUAUUUGAAGUGAACUCAUGUUACUCCUAUAUUGUAGUGGUAAACUUUUAUUCAGUGUUCUGGCUGAGAACAAAUGCCAUUAAAUUCUUUUAGCCAAAAUUGUGAUGAAAAACACAGUUUAGUGAAUUCUCACAAUCAUCGUGGCACAGUUUUUUUUUUUUUUGAAAAUGCCGGUCUAAGAAGGUAAACUGGCCAGUGUUCGAUAGGAAGUGAAAAUAUGACUGCAUGAACUACUGACAACAUAGAAAUGCAGGUGUAAUAUUUAUGACAGCUACUGUCAGCUAGGAAAAGAAUUUAUCAGUAUUACUAUUAAACACUUUGCUUUGUAUAUUCAAGUUUCCCAUGUUUAUAAAUUGAGUUAUAGGAACUGGAAAGUAUAAGAAUCUUCAAUCUGAGAGAUGACCGAGAUAGAAGCGUACUGUGUGAAGACUACAGAUUAUGUUAUAUUUUGGAUUCAGUAUGCAGCAUUGCCUUCAGUGCAAGUCAGGCUAGUCAACAUCCAAAGAGUAUGGAUGUAUAUUUAAACAACAUUGUUUUCUGUUAUGACUGUUAACGUAUUCAGUGUUUCUCUUUUAUGAGCUCUGAACAAUUUUUCCAGCAGUGUGUUGCCAAAGAUUUAACGGAAUAUAUCGAGUGAGGUGCUGAUUAUUCUAGUCACAUUUGUAAAUGUUCUGAUUUACUGUUUUGUAAUUUGCAUUAAUGUGCAUGCAUUUGUUAUUGGUCCAUCAGAAUGUCUAUAAUGCAGUUUUUUCUUCUUUUUUAAGUUUGAAUAUUUGUGACUGAUUUGUUUGAUGGACGAUUGUUUUCAUCAGUCGGCUCCCUGUGUUUGUUUGAAGUCACCUUGGCCCUUUAAAGAAAAAAGAAAAUAUUACUUGGCCUUGAACUGAAAAAGUAAAUAGUGAAAGAUGACUGUCAACGUAACCUUCACAUCCCAAGUGUGUUUGGUAUUUAAAGCACAAUCUCACCAUAAUGUGUACUAACUUUAAAAGUAUCACUUGCUCAAUGCUCGCUAAUCACAAUUUGUUAUUUGUGUAUAAAAUUAGAAUUUAUGUGUUCUUGGUAUCUUGUUAGGCCCCUUUUAGAUAUGAAUUUCAUUAAAUUCAUCAGAAGAAUCACUCAUGUUUCUGUGGAAUGAGCAUUUUCAAAUAAACAAUCAUUGUCUUUUUUUCCUCUCAAUGCAACCAGCAGUUAAUGUAUCCGGCAUUUCUGAUGAAUGAGGAUUUAUUCGCUAUCAUCUCUGAAGAUGUGGUUGACUGCUCCAUUUAAAAAGCUGUACCACAUCUUCCAAGACAUUGGAGAUUUUCUGCCAUUUAGUGGGAUCUGAGGUUCUUAUGACAGUGAGUACAAAGACGGCUGUCUUCUGGAUUGUAGCUGCCUCCAUCGUCAGGUGAUCACAACAACCUAUAAAACGUUGGUAAACUUUUGCCAGAUUAAUGCUACAACGCAGAAGACGGCCAUCUUUGCUGCCAUUUAAAUGUAGCUGCAAUGGCAGGCAGGAUACCAUUUAAAUACACCUAUAAGGGGUUAAAAUGGAUGUUGAUACAGGUAGUUGUUUGACGUUGCAAUUCAGAGUCACUACAUGAUUGUUUAAAGAAAAUAUAAUGUAGCUGUAUCUUAAAGCAAA